Molecule: messenger RNA, 745 nt
Organism: Periophthalmus magnuspinnatus
Lineage: Eukaryota; Metazoa; Chordata; Actinopteri; Gobiiformes; Gobiidae
Gene: nmbb
Product: neuromedin Bb
Exons: 3
Coding region: 153-557 (134 amino acids)
Biological process (GO): positive regulation of hormone secretion; neuropeptide signaling pathway
Cellular component (GO): neuron projection
Molecular function (GO): neuropeptide hormone activity; neuromedin B receptor binding
Source: RefSeq, a predicted model, not a curated record
AGUGUGUGACUCAUGUCCGUGACCAUGUAGCCUACCACUAAAUCACGCAGCCCACCCCUGUGUAAACUCUGCUGUAUAAAAGCUACGGGCGCCUUUACGCGCCACACUUGGAUUGGUGCGCCCUAGAGGACGGAUCUGGAUUGCGCGCAAUAAUGAAAGGCAUUACACUCCAUAAAGUGUGCCAUUGCGGCUUAUUUACUUAUCUUGUACUACUGUCGUUUAUGCCUAUCACGGCCGCAGUCAGUUUUGACCUGACUGAGCUCAGGAAUAAAGUGGCAAAGAUCAAAGUGAAUCCAAGAGGAAACCUGUGGGCAACUGGUCAUUUUAUGGGUAAGAAGAGCGUGGUGGAUGCCCCACUGCUGCCCUCGCAGAGCCAGAGUCUGGAUGCGCUUGAUAUGUCACUACCUGCGGAGCAGAGUGCGCUGGCGCAGCUAUUUCAAGAGUUUCUGCGGAUGGCGUUAGAAACGCAGGUGGAGACGCAAGAAACUCGCUCAAAAAAUUUGGAGACCAAUUUGUUGAUGGAAAUUUUACAAAGUUAUUUGCAAAAGAGAAAAUGAUGAGAAGGACCCAGCACGCUGCAUGAAGAUGGAUUUUGUUGUGUUUUCAAAGAGGCAAAUUAAUCUAAAGUCUACAGUUCCAGCUUUUUAUUCCUGUACUUUGUCAAGUUAAACUGUCACAUAAACCACGUAUCUGUCGCAAUAGAUUAUUCAUGAUUAUUUUACAUUGUAGCCCUAAUAAAAUUAUU